Calliphora vicina (urban bluebottle blowfly) is the source of this 3276-nucleotide messenger RNA. RefSeq lists its product as uncharacterized. Gene Ontology annotation, biological process: potassium ion transmembrane transport; stabilization of membrane potential. Gene Ontology annotation, molecular function: outward rectifier potassium channel activity; potassium ion leak channel activity. The transcript has 8 exons. The record is from RefSeq and is a predicted model, not a curated record. Gene Ontology annotation, cellular component: plasma membrane. Bases 1 to 3276 code for a protein of 1091 amino acids. NCBI's taxonomy places the organism in Eukaryota, Metazoa, Arthropoda, Insecta, Diptera, Calliphoridae.
AUGUCGGACGUUGAAAAGGCGAUAUCCGGCUUAGUAGAGGAUGAAGAACUAUUACAACAACACCAGCAACAGCAACAGCAGCACCCCCAACAACAACAACAACAGCAAUCAACACCUUUAAACAAAAUAAUCAUAAACAACUAUAAUUUGCAAAACGAAACCGGAAAUAGUAGUUUAUUACAAAAGCACAACAACAGCAACAGUGAGCCUUUGCCACAGCAACAACAUCAACAGCACCCCCACCAUCACAUAACCUUUCAGCAGGACUCGCACACAAACGCCACUCACAACUACUUAACGGCCCAACAGCACAACUGUUUAAGCCGUUUGGCCAAGUUAAUAUUUUCCACACCUGGCCUGGUCGUAAUGGUUGUAGUUUAUACCAUAAUGGGCGCAUUUAUAUUUCCUUUGCUGGAGGCACCACAGGAUAUUAGCAAAUCAGCUCUUAUUGCGAAAUCCAGAGAGGAAUGUCUAAAGGAGCUGUGGAUAAUAACAGAGAAAUUGAAUGUCCUUUAUGAACGCAACUGGACAAUGUUGGUGCACGAACAAUUGAGACGUUUCGAGGGCACUAUUGUGGCAGCGACACGCAAUAUGGCGGCUGGUGCAACAGCCGCAUCAGGUGGAACGACCGGAGGUUAUGGCAUGGCCACCGAGACAACAACAACAGCGCUGGGCCGUUAUGGCGGCAACAAUUUGGUGGAAUAUAGUGAUUUAACCGCAACAAGAUGGUCUUUUAGUGAAGCCCUACUCUAUUCAGUAACUGUGAUAACAACAAUUGGUCAUGGCAGCUUAACACCGCGUACAGCUGGUGGUAAAAUAGCAACUAUUUUUUAUGCCUUAAUUGGGGUGCCACUGAUGUUGAUGUGUCUCUCCAGUUUAGGUGCCCUACUGGCCGAUGCUCUGCAAUGUACCUAUGCGCGUUUAUGUUGCCGUUGGCCACAAUAUGUGGUGGAUGCUGGCGAUGAUUUGCACCAAGAUAUACAACACUCUAAAGCUACACAAUCAAAGCGUAUUAAACGCCAGCAAAGACAUUCGGAUAUAAAUGUGGAAAAAUCAGCCGCUCAUCAUGAGAUUAAACAACGUUUGCAGCAUCCCUGUGAUUUUCAGGAACAUCAAAAUGGCAUAAAUUGUAAAAAUUGUAAAUAUGAUGCCAUAAUUGGAGAAUCGAAUACAAACCAUGGUUAUGACUAUAAACUGUGUAAUGAUACCACAGCAACAACAACAAUAUCAUCAUCGUCGUCAACGGCAGCAGCAGCAGCCGCAUCAGCAACAACAACGACAGCCAUGACAACAAUGAAACUUGGCCAUAAAGAAGAUUGCUGUCAGCUUUUGCAAAAUUCUCCGGGAAAAUACACUCAACAUUUGUCCUCUUGUAUGCAAUUGAAAAUGUCGCCUACAAUGACGGUCAGUGGUAGUGCCACGAAUGCAACACCAGUCCAGCAACAACAGCAGCAACAAUACUAUCAGCAAAGACCAGAUGUCAUGCUAAUGACAACCGGCCACAAAUUGUCUUCACAGCAGCCAGCAACAAUGGCUACGGCCUGUCGCAUGGUCUUGCCACCCUCAAUACCACCCUCGCAAGCACAACGUUUCUAUACGAAUACAGCGCCUGCCAUGGCAACAUAUCAUAUUGUUUCCUCAGCCUCGGCCAAUUCAUCACCCACCCAUCAGCAGUCCAUACGACACUAUAUAGUGCCGCAAUUGCCACCACCUCCAACAUCUUCUUCAACUUCCGCAUCGGCUACCCAGCAUUUUAUGGCUGUGCCCUCAAGUAUGCUACGUUUCCAUCAAACAUCGCCACAGACAUCGACACAACAUCAGCAGAGUGCAGGCAAUACAACAUCAAAUAUUAAUAUAAAUCCAUUGGCAUUACCCGUAUCAGGUUCAGCUACUGUUUAUUUUCCGAUUGUUACACCAGCUGCUGCCUCCCAAAAUACCACAUUAGGUGCUACCCAGCCUCUGGUCAAAUAUCACACCAUACAAAUGCCUCAUAAGAGACAACAUAAUUUAUCGUUGUUGCAACAAACCGAUUUACACGAUAAUCAACUCAUAAAUGCUGCUGAAGAUGUUGACUGUACUCUAUUUCCACCCCCGCCGCCACCUGCCUAUCAAACCGCCACUGUCCAUGGUAUAAGAAGGGCGAAAUUCUUAACGAAACCACUACCACAAGAAAUCAAUACUUUAAUGCAUGAAAGUGAUAUUUCCUGCCGGCAUGAUUUAUCACAAAACUUGCCGUCAUUUAACAACAGCAGUAACAGUUUAGUAAGUGAACAGCAGCUUACGUUAACAGCGGCACCAGCAACAACACCAUCAUGUGUUUACACUCCAACAUCAGUCAUGCUUUCAAGCGAAACAGCACUGGAAACAGACACAGCUAUGGCACCAACAACAGCUGGCCACAGUUUUUAUGGUAGCAGCAAUACCUCAACUACCACUGCCUCCUCAACAUCACCAGCAUCCUCGGCAACAUUAACAAAUAAUACAAAUUCUAACGUAGAUAUAAUGGAGGAUGAAGAGGAACAAGAGCAACAACGUUUGGGCAAUUGCCCUCAUGGCACUCCCUCUCGAGUACCUUUACUAACCAGUUCUGCAGUGUCAACUGAAGACAAGUCUCAUGCCCGCAGUUUCCUUAAUGCCACAGCCGCUUCAUUUCAUCGCCACACCCUAAAUACCUUUCAACGCUCCAGCCACUCUAUGGGCCAGCAACGUAAAUCCGUUAUAAUCAAUCGCAAAGGUGAAUGUAAUUUACAUGUACCCAAGCGUCGCAAUUCCUCUGGUGCCGCUAUUUGUUAUGGCGAUCACUACGAAGAUACCUCCGAUGAUGAUUGUGGUGGUUUGGAAGGCACCAAUAUCUAUAAACUAAAACAUCUACAUCACUCCCAGACUGAUAAACACCUCGGCCAAGACGAUUUUUGUGAUAAUCAUUCGUUAGUCUCGCUCAGCGACUCAACGUCACAAAUACCUCAGGUUCCCAUCAUUGUGGUUUUGUUCAUUUUAAUAUUCUACGUCUGUCUGGGCACUGUCAUAUUUGCUCUGUGGGAAAAUUGGUCUCUAAUCGAUGGUGCUUAUUUUUGUUUUGUCACCCUGACAACCAUUGGUUAUGGUGAUUUUGUGCCGCUGAAAACGUUUCAGGGCCCCGAAAUCCAACUGUUUGCCUGCUGUGCUUAUUUGCUGUUGGGCCUAGUGUUGGUGGCCAUGUCGUUUAGUAUUUUGGAAACCCAAUUGAUAUGGAAGUGUAAACGUUUAGCGGUUAGACUGAAAUUAGCCAAAGAAUGA